GGCGAUGAAUUAGUCGCUUAUUUAUUAUUUUUGACGUCAGUGAUUACAUUUCUAGACAAGUGCAGGAGAACGAUUUUCUCGAAAACAUUGAGAAAGUCACAAGAUCGAUUCCCGAAGCAAACAGCCGUCUCGACCCUUUACUUACGGAACUGCAAUGAAUGAAGUAAUUUUGAUUGACAGGAUGAAUAUUGGACUAAAUCGGACACGCGUAGAAAUUACGAACUUUGUUAACCGACGACUCCGACAAUAAAUAUCCAUGCAGAGCCUCUUGAUUUUCACUCAAAACUAGUGUUUCUGCAGCUUUUGUGUCAUCUGUUGUGCUCUGUGAUUAGUUUUCUCUUAUUCCAACAAAAAUGGGAGAAGAUCGGUUUGAUGUUCAGGGAUGGGCAGCCAAGGACAAGUCUGGCAUUCUCGAACCUUUUAAAUUCACUCGCAGGAAGACUGGACCCAAUGACGUAACAUUCAAAGUUGCUUUCUGUGGGAUCUGUCAUUCGGAUUUGCACCAGCUCCGCAACGAAUGGCAUAACACCCAAUACCCAAUUGUACCAGGGCAUGAAAUCGUUGGGACUGUAACUGAAGUAGGAACAGAAGUAAAGAAAUUUGCGGUGGGGGAGCGUGUUGGAGUGGGGUGCAUGGUAGGCAGUUGCCAUAACUGCGACAGCUGUGAAAAAGGGGCAGAGCAAUAUUGUGAGGGAGUCGUAUGGGCUUAUAACAGCACGGAUAAGGACGGUUCUGUUACCUAUGGAGGCUACUCAUCUUUAAUGGUCUGCGACCAGAAGUUUAUAAUUAAGGUGCCAGAAAACCUGCCAUUUGAUGCGGCUGCCCCAUUGUUAUGCGCGGGAAUUACUGUUUACAGCCCCAUGAUGUACUUUGGAAUGACAGAGAAAGGAAGUCGGUUGGGUGUAGUGGGGCUUGGUGGUCUUGGUCACAUGGCGGUUAAAUUUGGCAAAGCUUUUGGCCUGCAUGUGACCGUCAUCAGUACAUCCCCAAACAAAGAGAAAGAAGCCAAAGAGAUUUUGGGGGCUGAUGAGUUCCUUAUCAGCAAGGAUGAGAAACAGAUGAGAGACGCAGCUACAUCCCUGGAUUAUAUAAUUGAUACUGUAUCUGCUUAUCAUCCCCUGCCGCCAUUGCUCAAUUUGCUCAAAGUCAAUGGAAAGCUUGUUAUUGUUGGCGUUCCUGAUAAACCUCUGCAAAUUCCUGCCUUCAGUGUUAUAUUUGGGCGGAGAUUGGUUGCAGGGAGCUGUAUUGGUGGAAUUAAGGAAACGCAGGAGAUGAUGGAUUUCUGUGCAAAGCACAACAUUUCAUGCACCAUAGAAAAGAUUUCCAUCGAUUAUGUGAACACAGCAAUGAAAAGGCUGGAGAAGGGAGAUGUUAAAUACCGAUUUGUUAUUGACAAUGGUGAGAGUUUUAAGCAUUGAAGCAUAAGAAAAUAUCUUUUGGAGUUAUAAUCAGUAGGGGUUGUUCACAUGGCAUUGUAAAUGCUCCUUUAUUGGGAGUGUUGUUAGCCUGCAAUGUUUCGGAUGAGUCUUACAGCAGUUAAUGCUGACAGUAUUGAUGGACCAAAACAUUUACGGGAACUUAGUUUUGUAUUUUGGGUACAUGUUGGAUAUCGAUAUCUUUUGUCUUGUUAUUUUAUAAAAUGUGAACAAAGUUAUUGUAUU
This is a messenger RNA of Cryptomeria japonica (Japanese cedar), 1661 nucleotides long. RefSeq names its product mannitol dehydrogenase. The record is from RefSeq and is a predicted model, not a curated record. NCBI's taxonomy places the organism in Eukaryota, Viridiplantae, Streptophyta, Pinopsida, Cupressales, Cupressaceae. Gene Ontology annotation, biological process: lignin biosynthetic process. The coding region runs from base 354 to 1418 and encodes 354 amino acids. Gene Ontology annotation, molecular function: zinc ion binding; cinnamyl-alcohol dehydrogenase activity. The transcript has 5 exons.